Alternaria postmessia is the source of this 696-nucleotide messenger RNA. RefSeq lists its product as uncharacterized. The coding region runs from base 1 to 696 and encodes 231 amino acids. The record is from RefSeq and is a predicted model, not a curated record. NCBI's taxonomy places the organism in Eukaryota, Fungi, Ascomycota, Dothideomycetes, Pleosporales, Pleosporaceae. The transcript has 2 exons. Gene Ontology annotation, molecular function: oxidoreductase activity, acting on the CH-OH group of donors, NAD or NADP as acceptor.
AUGCCCACAGCAGUAAUCACAGGCGCAAACUCCGGCAUCGGAAAUGCCCCUGCCAAAAUCCUCAUCAGAGAGGACUACAAAGUAAUAGCGGUAGACAAAAAUCUCGGCCCGGUCAUCAAAUCUCUAAACUGCUCUAUCCACCAACUCGAUAUCUCUUCGCCGGACUCCAUAACCUCUUUCGCUCAAUCCAUCACACAUGACACACCUAUCGAUCUCCUCCUUCAUGUCGCAGGCGUCAUGUCCCCACCCUCCUCAGACAGCCUCACAACAGUUUCUCUCUCCACCCUCCAGAACACCUUCUCCGUAAACACCUUCGGCCCGAUCCUACUAACACAAGCCCUGCUUCCCAAUCUCCGCAAGUCCUCAUCCCCAAAACUUGCCGUGGUAUCAAGUCGCGUAGGUAGCAUGGCGGAUAACAGCUCCGGUGGCCAAUACGCAUACCGCGCGAGUAAAGCGGCCGCAAAUAGCCUUUUCAAGAGCGCGAGUGUGGAUCUGAAAGACGAGGGUGUGGCGGUACUUUUGUUGCACCCGGGGAUUGUUAAGACAGCGUUGGAUGCUAGACACAAGGAGGAAGAUGUGCCAGGCGCGGUGGAGCCGGAGGUAGCGGCGGAGGGUUUGUGGGAUGUGCUAAGUAAGAAGGGGAUGGAAAGCACAGGGAUGUUCUUCCAUCGAAGUGGAGAGGAGCUGUCAUGGUAG